This is a messenger RNA of Helianthus annuus (common sunflower), 2510 nucleotides long. RefSeq lists its product as uncharacterized. Gene Ontology annotation, cellular component: nucleus; cytoplasm. Lineage: Eukaryota; Viridiplantae; Streptophyta; Magnoliopsida; Asterales; Asteraceae. The record is from RefSeq and is a predicted model, not a curated record. The transcript has 12 exons. The coding region runs from base 238 to 2307 and encodes 689 amino acids. Gene Ontology annotation, biological process: proteasome-mediated ubiquitin-dependent protein catabolic process.
GCCCAACCCAAAAAUUAGAAGAUAACGCCGAUGAGGGCAACGGUUGGGACGUGUUCGGGCGAACAAAAGUCCAAUUCACGGGCCACUAUGGUCUUACAAGAUAUGAUCCAAACGUGGGACGAAAGAGAUGAUAUUUGACCUGGCAUCAUCAUCGGUGGCCGCCAUUAACAAAACUAACUUCCUAAUCAAUCCACCCCCCUCAUCCCCAAAACCACACCCCACCCCACCCCUUCAUCAAUGGAUUCACCCUCACCGUCACACGUAAAUUGGGAAGCCCUAGAUGCCCUAAUAAUCGAAUUCAUCAAAUCCGAAAACCUAAUCGAAGAACCACCGUCUCCUCCUCCUUCUCCAUCUUCAUAUUCCUCAUCAUCUUAUCAACACCGUCUUUUAAUCCUCCAAAUCCGACGGUUAUUACAAUCCGGUCACAUCGAUUCCGCCGUUGAUCUCUUGCGUCUCCACGCUCCUUCUGUUCUAGACGAUCACCGCCUCCUUUUUCGGUUGCAAAAGCAGAAAUUUGUUGAGCUUUUGAGGAAAGGAACUGAGGAGAGUCGGAACUCUGCGAUUGAUUGUUUGCGGAAUGCGCUUGCUCCCUGCGCUCUUGACGCGUAUCCGGAAGCAUAUGAAGAAUUCAAGCACGUGUUGCUUGCCUUUAUAUAUGAUAAAGAUGAUCAAACUUCUCCGGUCGUGAAUGAGUGGUCCGAGAGGAGGCUGUUUGAACUUGCUGGAUUGAUGACAUCUGUAUUAAGAGCUCAUUUACAUGCAUAUGAUCCCGUUUUCUCGAUGGCAAUCAGAUACCUAAUCAGCAUACACAAGGGAUUUUGCUUUCGCCAAGGGAUUUCUUCUCCGAUAACAAAUCUUACCGAGAGGUUGCUGCUAGAGGAGCGCGAUCUCCCUGCCACUCCACAAGAGAGUUUGUUUGAAGCACCCCCGUUUGAUGAGGUGGACAUACAAGCCCUUGCACAUGCCGUUGAGCUUACAAGACAAGGGGCAGUUGAUAGUUUAAAAUUUGCAAAGGGUGAUUUAUUUCAAGCAUUUCAGAAUGAAAUAUGUCGUAUGAGAUUGGACAUCACCAUGCUCGAUGAACUCAUUCGCGAGUACUGCGUCUAUAGGGGCAUUGUGAACUCUGGUGGCCCAAACGCUUCUUCCCAAGGAACGCUGCUAGCACACGAACCAUCGGUUUCAAACCAACCAGAAUCAGAAUCUACUUUAUCUGCAGACGUCUCUCUGGAAGUCAGAAGUGGAUCCAAUAAGCUUGCUGACACCGACAUGGAUUCACCUGGAACUGGUGAUGCCAGCAUUCAGAAUCCCGAAGCUGAAGAACGGCACCCUUUUGGCAGUGCGGUCGGUAGUCAUGAAGACUGCAGUACCAGUGCAAUGUAUCGACAUAAAGCUUCUAAAAUCCUUCAAAGAAAUAAGAAUCGUGGAAUCUGUGAUAGGAACAAACGUAAGAGGUGGAAGGGAAGACAUGAAGUACAAGUUAAUGCCAGUAUGUCAGAGGAGCCGCAGGUUUCUGAAAUAUCAUCUGCUGGAGAUGCUAGUGGUGAUAAAGAGGAUACAUAUGAGAUGAUGCUGGCAGUAAAGGAGUUGGCGAACAAAGGAAUGGCUGCAGAGGUUGUAGAAGAAAUAAAUGAUAUGGAUCCGACCUUUUUCGCCGAAAAUUACAUUUUUCUCUUCCAGCUAAAAAGGAUUGAAUUUUUAAAGCUGGUGAGCGUGGGUGACUAUUCACGUGCACUAAAGGUUGCGUCUUCUUAUUUGGGACCUUUAGCAACAAGAGAUCCGGCUCUCUUGAAGCCCUUAAAGGAGACUUUGUUGGCUUUACUUUCACCAAAUGAGAAGUUUUCCGGGGAAAGCUUGCCCUUUCAUGCUCUUUCCACUUCACUCCAGGUUGCAAUAGGUAGAAAACUGGGCAUCGAAGAACCUCAGCUUAUGAAGAUAAUAAGAGCCACCCUUCACACGCACAACGAGUGGUUCAAGCUUCAAAUGUGCAAAGAUCACUUCGAGGGUCUUCUAAAGAUUGAUCUUUUAAAACAAGUCGAUUCUUCUCUGCUAAACGACACGCUCUCCAAGUCAUUGAGCAAUGACGUAUGCAGUAAUACUUGUUCACAAGGCACUGCAACUUCCAGCAGCAAAAUGCAUGACGAUGGCAGCAGUCCUUCUCAAGUGUCGUCCACCGGAGACAUUGCACCCGAUGAAGCCGCAAUACUCAAAGUCAUGGAGUUUCUUGCUUUGCCUAGGGCUGAUGCUAUACAUCUCCUAGCACAAUACAACGGAAAUGCCGAGACUGUCAUUCAGCAGAUAUUUGCUUAGUAUGCAUGUAUUUAUGUACAAUUGUACAUUAUACGUUAUACGCAUCUUGUAUCCAGUUUGAUGCGUUUUCGUAUAUUAACAUACAUUGUUUAAUUUAUUUGUGCCAUACAAAAUAUUUAUACGAAACCUGCGGAUAGGGUGAUAAAUAUAUGCUGUAUUAAAUUUUAUGCAUGUUAAAAAGAAAGAAGAGUUGAAUUUGUAUA